This is a messenger RNA of Branchiostoma floridae (Florida lancelet), 1548 nucleotides long. Its product is annotated as complement component C6-like. Gene Ontology annotation, cellular component: membrane attack complex. The transcript is spliced from 10 exons. Gene Ontology annotation, biological process: immune response. The record is from RefSeq and is a predicted model, not a curated record. NCBI's taxonomy places the organism in Eukaryota, Metazoa, Chordata, Leptocardii, Amphioxiformes, Branchiostomatidae. Gene Ontology annotation, molecular function: protein binding. Bases 1 to 1533 code for a protein of 510 amino acids.
AUGAAGGGCCGAUAUAAGGUUGUUCCUUUCCUACUCGCCUUGGCCGCGCUGACAGCGAGUUUUGAGACCGGGCAGAGUUUUGGGAGCGAGAGAUCCUCACCCCCGCCGCUCCCGGAGGGCUGCAAUGGUGGGGACUGGAGCCCAUGGGGAGCGUGCUCGGGCAACGGCCUCGGCGGCGGCUGCUGGCAUACCCGCACCCGCACCGUGACAGGAUCAGGGCCCUGUCCUCAUUUGAGUGGUCAGGAUACUCAGCCAUGUUACACCGCCGGGUGCCCUGCAGACUGUCAGGUGGGGGAGUUUGGGGACUGGUCCGUCUGUGAUCCGUGCUUAAACACACAGUCCCGGUAUUCAUCGAUAGUCCGCCCGUCGCAGUUCGGCGGUUCUCCCUGCACCAAGCCGCUGGUGGAGACCCGACGGUGCAGCUCCGACAAAACCUGCCCUCUGACCUCGGGAUGCACCUCGGGACAGUUCAAAUGUGUCACGACUGGCCGCUGUGUUCCCGCCAGUUUCCGGUGUAACGGCGAUGACGACUGCGGUGACGAGUCUGACGAGCAGGAGUGCUCGGAGGUACAGGACCUGUGUGAGGGGAAAGAUGUGGAGGACGUGAUCCCCAACAUCGACUUCGCCGGCAGCGGGUAUAACGUCCUAACAGGGGAACUCAGCGGGCAGGUGUUGGACAACUCCAAGUAUGGCGGUCUGUGCAGGACUGUUUACAGUGGAGACCACGGAAAAACCUUCCGCUUGCCGCAUAACACCCAGUUCUACAGGUUCCAGGUGGUUGCUGACACGACCUUCCAUUCAGAAAAGUUCAACAGCUCUAAACAGUUCUACAAAGAAACCACGACCAACAGACAGCUGGACAUCCAUGCUGGCGUCUCCGCCUCAUUCUCGGUUAUCAAAGCUAGCGCUGAGGUCGCCAGCAGCCAGUCACAUGGCAACCAUGAGGUCAUCAAAUCCAGCCAGUCCUCGGACUCCGCCCUGUUCACCGUCUCCAACCAGAUCGAGCUUGCGCAGUUCAGGAUGAACAGCGAGGACUUAAUCCUAAGUGACAGCUUCUACAGGGCACUGGAGGAGUUGCCGGUGGUGUACAGUUAUGUGGAGUACAGGAAGCUGAUAGUUGAUUUCGGGACGCACUACUUGUCAGCCGGUAGUUUGGGUGGGCAGUACCGGUACGUGUACAGGUACAACCGACAAAGCCUCACUGAGUCGGAGCUGAACGAGGAGGAUCAGAAGUCAUGCCUCAGUGUGGAGGCCAAGGUGUCGUUCUUCGGGAUCAAAAUCGGCGGCGACGCCGGCUUCAAGCACUGUCAGGACAACAAGCUGUCUCAGACGACCGCGGGAAGCUUCACCCUGGCCGCCAGUGACAGCGUGUCCUUUGUAAAAGGCGGGACGUCCGAAGCAGCUGGGAGCCUUGCUUACGCCAACCAGCCAAUGACAGACAAGUAUGAUGCCUGGGUGGACAGCGUCAAGGACAACCCAGCAGUUAUCUCCGCCAAAGUAAGAUUAUUGUAUUUCUCUGCUUUAAAAAGGUAAAAGGUGGUGGAAAUA